Molecule: messenger RNA, 1736 nt
Organism: Chenopodium quinoa (quinoa)
Lineage: Eukaryota; Viridiplantae; Streptophyta; Magnoliopsida; Caryophyllales; Amaranthaceae
Product: protein POLAR LOCALIZATION DURING ASYMMETRIC DIVISION AND REDISTRIBUTION-like
Exons: 4
Coding region: 39-1055 (338 amino acids)
Biological process (GO): asymmetric cell division
Source: RefSeq, a predicted model, not a curated record
AUAAAUUUGAUUUGAUCCAGUAAACUUCAUACCUAAAAAUGCGGCUGGUAAACACCGCAAACAGCGGCGGAGAAGAAAAUCGUACGAAGACGGCGAAAUCCCGGCGAGAAGAAGGUGUAAUUACGGCCGCCGGAGAAGACGAAGAAGGUUGUAGGACAGUGUGUUACUCUCCCGCACGUGUGGUGGUUUAUCGGUUGCUUGCCAUUGCCAGAAAAUGUCGUAGCGGUGGAAGGAGAGAGAAAGUUCAGAUCAGUGACGAAUUUUCGCCGGAGAUUUCGCGGCGGAAGUCCGAUGAUCGCCGGAGAAUCAAUGUUUCAGGACUUCAAAGUCAGGAGAUGAGCUUCAAUUUGGCCGCGGGACUUGGUUUGCUAUCCCUUAUUGCUGCUAGCAAAACUGAGCUCGAUAAAACUGUGGAAUUGCGUAAGCAAAUGGAAGUCUUUUUAGAAAGUUUCAAAGAGGGGAACCAAAGCAAAGGCACAACCCCAAAACCAUCCGAUUCUGAUAAUGCAUAUGCUGUGAGCACUACGAUCGACAACCUUAGUAAUUACUCCGUGGAGGAUCAUGCACUUAGUCAACAAGGAUCUGGAAACACUUGUGCAUGUGCUCUACACUGUGACAUCCAUCAGAAAGAGGAGUUUGUGGAAGGUAUAAAUCACCUUGAGGCAGAAUUAGCUGCUGAAUUAGAUCGAAUGCAGCUUGAUGUAGAUGCAGGAGGGUAUGUAGAGACAGGAGAGUCAUCAGACCUACAACAGGAAGUUACUGAGAUACCCUCUGAAAACACUGCUAUUGGAAGUGUUAGCAUGAGCACUGGAGAAGUUAUUGAUCCCCAGUAUGUUGACAACACAGAGUUUUGUGGUGUUCCUCCUCUUGAACUUGAGAGACGAUUACAUGAGGUACUUGAAACAAGACAAGAAGAACGGAUAAAAGAACUCGAAGCUCAUCUAGAACGCAUGACGAAAAAGCUUCAAGAAAAGGAGGUAGAAGUCACUUGGUGGAAAGAUACUGCUAAGCUUAUUUCCAAGCAAGUCCCUGAAUCAUCCCGCGCCAUGAGGUAGGUUUCUGAUUAUAGCUUGUUAACUAUGAUGGAUGAAUUGCAAAAUGAUUGGACCUAUGGCUAAAAUGCUGCUCAUCAAAAGGAUUUUAGCUGUUUGAAAUCCCUGCAGUUUUUGUAAAUAUUAUUCUGCUGUCAAUAUUUGGCUUUUUGCUAGAGUUUCCUAUAUGAAGCUGUUUGAGCAGACCUUGAACUUUUAUUUUUUAGUGACAAAAAUGACUCUAGUAACGCUUGAUUUAUCUCUUAAUUCGGAUUCAUCAAGUAAUCACAGACAUGAUUAUUCUCUACUCUAGUACAGUGUCCUAGAUUUUAGUUUUGAACUCUAGUGCCGGAGCCAAAAAGAGGAGGAGAGUAAAAAGUUGGUGUCCAACUUUUGAACUCCCCCAAAUUGUCCAUAUAAGCUUUAAAAAAAAAAAAAGAAGUAAAUAUAUAUGUCAAAUUACGUCAAUUUCAAACUUUUAUCGGCUUAUGUAAUUUGCCAAAAAUAAAAUCUAUAACCCUUAUCAUCAACCCUUAUUCCCUCUCCUAAUAUAAAUUUCUAAUUAAGCAUUUUUGACAUCACCUGAAAAAUCCCCAAUAAGAUUGACAUAAAAAUAUCUCUAAAAAUGUUAUGCAAAAUAUGUGCUAAUACGAUUAAGAUGGUGGUUGAAAGGAGAUAAGCUGAAGCGUAAAAAAGGAAAACUUG